AUGUCUAAUCCGGAAGCUAUAAGGAGUCUGGCCUGCGAAGAGUGCGACCGAGACCCGAGAAGAGGCAGCGAAUCCAACCGGGCUCGAGUAGAUUGUCUUGGUUGGCUUCGAGUAAAACAUCCAAACAGUGGUUUUCUUCCAUUUCAAGUGGAAGUGUGGCGUGAAGAGAUUGGAAGGUCGGCUCCACCAGAAGACGACGGCGAUUGGCUUUACUGGAGCAUUCAUGCUGACGCUGUUACCGAGGCAAUCGCCUUCGAUUCCGUGGUGCGCCGGUCAGGCAGUAGUAUCCUGUCUUUUCGCCCUUCCGGCAUGUCCUAUCGCUUCGGCCUGAUGCGUGUGGCCUACCAUCACGAGGCCGACGUCUGCGGCCCGGCAGUCGACGCUCGGCCGCCGUCUGCCUCCAGCAGCAACUGCCUCCAGCCGACCACGCUCUCGCCCUCUGCGCCUCUACUUCGCCUCGAAUGCGCACACACGCACUCAUCAUAA
Molecule: messenger RNA, 486 nt
Organism: Protopolystoma xenopodis
Lineage: Eukaryota; Metazoa; Platyhelminthes; Monogenea; Polystomatidea; Polystomatidae
Source: the annotation of a GenBank genome assembly